CUAGCUUUCACAUACAUGUUACAUUUCCUAUCCCAUCUAUCAACUACAGACGGCAAGAAGUUUGUUGACUGCUUGAAGGAUCAGAAUAUCAUGCCUGGCAUCAAGGUUGACAAGGGUUUGGUUCCAUUGCCUGGAUCCAACAAUGAAUCAUGGUGCCAAGGUCUUGAUGGUUUGGCUUCAAGGUGUGCUGAGUACUAUAAGCAGGGGGCGCGCUUCGCAAAGUGGAGGACUGUUGCUAGCAUCCCUUGUGGUCCAUCUUCAUUAGCAGUCAAGGAAGCAGCAUGGGGACUUGCUCGAUAUGCUGCUAUUGCUCAGGUAACAAAAUAAACUGCAACUGUGGAA
Messenger RNA from Zea mays, 342 nucleotides. RefSeq names its product fructose-bisphosphate aldolase 3, chloroplastic-like. The transcript is spliced from 3 exons. Gene Ontology annotation, molecular function: fructose-bisphosphate aldolase activity. Lineage: Eukaryota; Viridiplantae; Streptophyta; Magnoliopsida; Poales; Poaceae. Bases 16 to 327 code for a protein of 103 amino acids. The record is from RefSeq and is a predicted model, not a curated record. Gene Ontology annotation, biological process: glycolytic process.